Molecule: messenger RNA, 3120 nt
Organism: Bursaphelenchus okinawaensis
Lineage: Eukaryota; Metazoa; Nematoda; Chromadorea; Rhabditida; Aphelenchoididae
Source: the annotation of a GenBank genome assembly
AUGUGGUUAGAGUGGUUGUAUCUUUUGUUUAUUGUUACUGUGACAGUAGAAGCUGCGCCGCAGGAGGAUCGUAUCUUCAAGUUGCCAGGAUUAGACUUUAUACCCAACUUUAAACAAUACAGCGGCUAUCUCACUGUAAAUUCUGGUAACAAAUUGUUUUACUGGCUCACUGGGGCUUCAAAUAGUCCAGCGCCACUUGUUUUAUGGUACGUUUUCUUGACUUUAUAUUACAUUUUCUUAUUUUAUUUAUUUUAGACGCUUUUUUAUUGGUCCUUGUCACUUUAUAUUUUGUUUUAAAGGUUAUGUUUUUGUUUAUUUUUCCAUUUUUAAUGUUUGUUAGAUAUUUUUACGUUCUUAUUGAACUUUCUAUAUCACUAUUCAAUAACUUUUCGUUAUUUUAAGAACAAAAUAUAAUAAAAAUGUAAACCAAACCCUUUAAUAAAACUUCCAAAUAUACCCAGAAACCAGAAUCUAUUAAACUCUAAUCAGUACGGCCGCAUAAAGUUAAUUACAUUCACACAAUUAAAGCCAAUGUUGUCUUAUAUAUAAUACAUUCGCACUUACUUUGGACUUUAAGGCUGAAUGGUGGACCAGGAUGUAGUUCGAUGGCCGGACUGAUGUCUGAAAUGGGACCAUAUAAAGUAAAGGAUGGGAAAGUGGUGUACAAUGAGUACGCCUGGAACAAAGUAAGCAAUAGUUUUAGCAAAAGUACACCUACAGUAUGCUAAUAUACUGUAUUUAGAUGCCCCAGCCGGAGUUGGGUUCUCCGUUCUAAAAGUUACCAACUGGACCACUUCUGACGGGAUUGUGGCCAGAGAGAACAAACAAGCUCUCUUGAAGUUUUUCGAAAAGUUUCCAGAAUUGAAAUCGACCGACUUUUACCUGGCUGGAGAAAGUUACGGUGGAACUUACGUGCCAAUGUUGGGGGAUCUUCUAAUUAAAGAAAAGGAACAGUUCUCCAACUUCAAAGUAAGGUUCAGUUCAGAGAAAUAAAACAAGGAAAAAAGAUAAUUUUGACAAAAUUUUGUUUUGACACUUCGUUGUAGGCAAUAAACUUGUGGCAUUUCGUGACAACUGAAAGAUUGUGAUCCAAAUUAUUAUUUUGUGGAAGAAUUACCUUCUAGCCAAAGUGAAUUCAAAAAUAAAAGGAAUUUUAAUAACAUUUUAUAAUUUUAGGGCAUCUUAAUAGGUAAUGGAUGUAUGAACGAGAAGCUCCGAUUCAAUUCUCAGAUUCCAUUCAACUUUUACCAUGGUUUAGUAGCUGAGCAGUAUGUUUUCAUCUACAAUUUUUAGUUCUGUUACAUUUUUAAACUCAAAAUAUUAUUUAAAUCCUUAUUUUUUAUUAACAACACUUUUAGAGAAAUUCAGAAGGCCAUAAACACUUGUUGUCCUGGGAAGUCAUUAAUUACUUGUGAUUGGCAUCAGAUUUCGACUUCUGGAUCUGAAGCAUGCAAAAGCCUUGUGGAGUCACUUGAUGAAUCCAACUUUUGGUCUGGAUUAGAUCCGUAUUUGCUAGACUACGUAUGCUAUCCAGACGAUGAAGUUACUGUCAAUGUAGAGUACAGUGACUUCAAGACUGUCGCUUUUUCUCAUCGACGGAAGGCGUCAAAGGUAAGGUGUUUAGUAUGUGGACUAAUGAAAGCCUAAUUUUUAUUUUGAUUCAAAUUUUUUGAGUGUAGGUAUUUUUAAAUUGUUUUUAGAAGAUGGCAUUGAAGAACUGUCAUCACGAAAACGAAUAUGUCCCCUAUUUGAAUCGAAGGGAUGUACAAGAUGUUAUUCAUGUGAAUCAAGUCUUUUCAUCAUGCAGGUAGCUUAAAUUUACAAUUUUGUAAGGCAAUGUUAAAUAUUUUGCAAGUUAUUUUUUUAAAUAAUUUUAUUGUGAUUUACAUCAUUUUAAUAUUAUUUUGAAUUUAGUCGACCAAUAGAAGAAGAUUACGUAGUACAAUACGAAGAUAUGUCGCCGUUCAUACGACGCCUGAUAUCAGCUGGUAAACGGAUCACUUUGUUCAAUGGGGAUAUGGAUUCAGUUUGUACGCAUGUUCAUAAUUUGAAGUUUAUAAAUCAAUUGGGGGUAGAUUUUAUCAAAAGAUCGAAUUGGAAACUAAAUAAUCGAGUGCCGACGACUGCUGGCGUCUGGACAUCGCUUAAGGGUACGUUUAGCCAUGAAAAGGCAAUAGAAAAAUUUAAAUUUUACUCGAUUUAAGAUAAACUUUAUCAAAAUAAUUUAAAACUUGAUAAAGACGAAGCAAAUACAUUUUAAAACCCCGUUAUUUUCAAAUAGAAUUAAUCAUGUCUUUUCACUUUUUAUCUCCUGUCUGACCCCACUAACUGUUAUUAUAACAUAACUUGCAAACGAGUGACCAGCCCCCCUCCCUCCCCAUCGUAAUUAUUUGUCAGUAGUGCCCCCCCCCCCAAAAAAACAAAACAGGGAACGCCGGUCCCGGGAACCGCACGGCACGGCUCGUCCCUCUCUCGACCCCAUCGUUCCGCGCUCCACAAAAAAACACUGUGAUUCCAUCCCGCCUCGUACCACCUCUGUUUUUGUUACCACUCGAAAAUAAUAAGAAAACCAAAGUUUUUCCUGCAAAUUAUCCAUUAAAAGCUGCAAGGUGGUCAACGACGUCUGUUAAUUGUUAACAAACACUGCUUUUUUUAGUUUUUUGUCUGGAAAGUUGGGUUAUUUGGGGAGAAAUAAGGGCUAUUUUAAGUGAGAACAAGGUCAGAAAGUCUCGAAAUACAUCUAAAUUCUUUUAUAAUUAGUUUUUUAAACCAUUAUUUGAUAAUUUAUUCAGAAAAGGUCAAAAAGUUAUGUAAAAUUAGUCGAAAAUUCGAAUUAUAUUACACAAGGAGGUAUCCAAAACAGUAUCUUUCUCAUUAAAACUCUUGCAUUUUGAAGGAUUACUGUAGCCAUUUUAUCGUCUGUGCAAAUACGAAGGACAGCACGUUAUGCACUUUUGAAAAGAGUAUUCGAAUGUACUUUCAGGUAUUGACCUAGUAACCGUCAACGGAGCCGGACACUUCGUGGCGUCUGCCUACGAGAAACCACGAGAAGCGCUACAACUCUUUGUCAACUUUCUACACAAUAGAAAUUACAGUACUCCUGUUGAUUUGGAAACUUAG